AUUAAUACUGAAUCCAGUGACUCCUUGCUCCUCUGCAUCAUGAGGUUUGAGGAUGUCCUGGCAGAAGUUGGUGUAUUUGGUAAGUUCCAAAUAUCAAUUGUCCUGAUUCUCUGCCUCCCAAGAGUCAUCCUUCCUCUUCAUUUUCUACUGCACAUCUUCAUCUCGGCGGUGCCACCCCACCACUGUGCCAUCACCAGUGAGGGCAAACUAGGGAAUUGGAGCCGAAGGGAAACUCGACUACUCUACAUUCCACAGGAAUCAGAUGGCACCUUCAGUUCAUGUAAUAGAUAUUCCCAUCCUCAAUUUCACCUGCUCUUUAACAGCUCAACGGGACAACCCAACGGGUCUAUAGUACAAGGUUGUACAGAGGGCUGGGAGUAUGACCUGUCCACCUUCUCGUCUACCACUGUCACACAGUGGGACCUGGUGUGUGAGAGAAAAGGAUUAAAUCAGGCAGCGGCCACUUUCUUCUUCAUGGGACUUACUGUGGGAUCAAUCAUCAGUGGAUACCUGUCUGAUAGGUUUGGGCGCAGGAAGAUUCUUCUUGUCUCUUUCCUUAUCAGCACCGUGUUUGGCGUAAUGUCAUCUUUCUCCGUGUCCUACAUCAUGUUCUCCAUUGGCAGAUUCAUCUGUGGAGUCGGCCUCAUGGGAAUGACUCUAAUCUCCAUCACUUUAGCCUUGGAGUGGACAGAUGUGGCGCAUCGCACAUUCUGUGGUACUAUCACUAGUCUUUCAUGGACUGUGGGCUACAUGGUUUUAGCCCUGCUGGCCUACUGCAUAAGGGACUGGCAAUGGCUCCUUUUAACUGCCACUUUGCCUUGCUUGCUCGGUAUCGCCACCUGGUGGUAAGAUCUCAUACUAUAGCUGUAAAUGCAUUCUUGUGCAGAUUGUACACAAUCUCGUGUGUGUGUAAAAAAAAAAAACUGACUUAAUUUAAAAGAAAAAUAAAUUGAAAAAA
Messenger RNA from Xenopus laevis (African clawed frog), 958 nucleotides. It is a transcript of the gene slc22a7.L, whose product is annotated as solute carrier family 22 (organic anion transporter), member 7 L homeolog. Gene Ontology annotation, biological process: transmembrane transport. Gene Ontology annotation, molecular function: transmembrane transporter activity. Gene Ontology annotation, cellular component: membrane. The record is from RefSeq and is marked provisional. Lineage: Eukaryota; Metazoa; Chordata; Amphibia; Anura; Pipidae.